AUGAGACGAACGUCGCAAACAACAACAACAACAACAACAACAACAACAACAACAGCGCCGCCGGCGGGAGGGCGCGCGAGCGAAACGUCGACGUCCUCUUUUUCUUUGUCUUCCAAAAGCGCGGUGGUGAAGAAGAGUGCCGCUGAAAAGAGAAGGAAAAAAGGAGGAGGAGAAAGACCACGAGAAAGGAGAAUCUCCUCCGGGAACUCCUCCACGCACUCCUCCUGCACGAGGAAGAGUUUGACCAAAAAUACUAAUAAUACCGCGACGAAUAAAAGUCUGUUAAGAGGAGUGGUGGAGAACGAGCGAGUGAUACGCGACGAGAACGGGAAGGACGUGACGCCGAGGUCGCUGUUGGAACCGUGUCGAUGGACGAGAAAGAAGAACGAAGUCUUUCGCGGUGAUGGUGGUGGGAAAGAAGAAGAAGAAGAAGAAGAAGAAGAGGAAGAGGAGGAGGAGGAAAGCUUUUUCGACGCGAGCGAAGACGAGGAAAGCACGAGUAACUCGAGCGAAGACGAAGAAGAAAACAGUAGAGUGGAAGGGAAUGAUAAUGAUAUCGAUUAUAUUUUCAACUUUGACUUUUCCAAGCUUUGGGAAAGGCAAAGUUCGAGAGAAUCGAAGCGCAUCGAGUUGGCGCCUAUCGAAUUCGCGACGCCGCCGACGGCGACGAGGAGGAGGAAAAAGACGAGAAUAAAGAAGAAACGAGUUCCGUUUGAUCCCGAAAUACACGUGCACCGCUCGACUCAAACAUAUACUACCCCCUGUGUUGUUCGCGAAACGUUUACGGAUUCACCGGAAACCAAGGAAAGUGAGACGUGUUGGCAAAAAGAGGAAACGCGGAAGGAAGGAGGGAAAGCACAGGGACGGGCGAGAAAACGCGUUGGUCGCGCGUUCUUGAAACAGGCGGAAAUCAUCGCUGAUCGCCAGAUUCGGGCAAGUCUGAUGCUAGAGCAAACGUUGCGGUAUAGAGGGACGCUUCACGAUGGGGAUGAACUACCCUUCGAUGCUUCGAAGCAACUGACCCGUUUGUGCGAGUACAAGUAUCCAUCGGCGUCAUCCUCCGAAUCUGGAAAAGAGAAGAGAGUCAACGCGAUUCGAUUCCACCCUCGUUUUGAUGGCGUCGUUGCCAUCUGUCACGGAUCUGUUGAUGCAGGAAAUAUUGUUUUGCGUGGUGAUGACUACGACGAGAACGUAGAUGAGAACAAACGCAACCUCGAAUACUUCAAUAAAAGGGAUCUGGAGAAACGUGGCGCCGUACACGUUUGGACGCUUCGAGACGCCACGAAACCAGAGGUAUCACUCACUCUCGAAAGUUCCGUGACUUCAAUAGCAUUUCAGAGCGUCCAUUACAACGACGCAGAAGAGCAUUUGAGGAAUAAAAGCAGGCGCAUGCUCUGUGGAUGCCUCGAUGGUAGUAUACGGUGCCUCGAUAUCGCGUUUCGAGGCGACAAGAAGGGUAGCGCCUCCCACCAGCACCAAGGACUCCUUUACGAAUCGCGACCGGAGCAUUCACACAAAGAAAAAGUUUGGGCGGUUGAAUUCUUAGAUGAUAACGUCGACAAGGAAAGUCACUGCGAGUUCUCCGCUGUAAGUUGCUCUACAGAUGGUGCGAUUCUCAAAAUGGACGCGCGCGCAUUAAUUCCUAGCGAAUCAAUAGGCACUUUGCGCAUCUUACGCGACGGUCAAGAUCGAGGCGAAAAGCGUUUUCUGGAGUCGAGUGGCGAAACAAUACUAGGAAAAAGUCUCGUCUGCGAUGAUCCUCGAGAGAUUCAAGCGACGUGCUUAGAUGUCAUCGACCAAUCUUGCCUUCUCGUUGGAACCAUACGCGGAGAUAUUUUCGUUUGCGCAAAACGCUCGCUCGAUGAAAAUGACGGGCACAGCGAAAUGUUUACGAUCACUAAGAAGAUAAAAGCGCACUCGAUUUCAUCGUUGUACGCGGCGAUAUAUCAAGUUAAGAAGCAUCCGUCAGUUCCCGGCGUCUUUGCGACAGCUUCUGCUGAUGGAACAGUCCGUGUUUUUCGGGUGUCGGAUCUGGAACACGAAGCAAACUCCGUCAAGCGAGCUCGAGAUACACACGCGAACAACGCAAACGAUCUCUGGCAAGAAACAUCUUCAUCAAUCUUCAAAGAAACUGAUACGUCGCAAAUAUUUUCAUUCGCACCGGUACCUUUGCGAGUUCAAAACGGUUAUGGUGCGAGCAGCAGCAGUAGUAGUAGUAGUAGGUCGACGGCGUCUUCCGUAUCGCUCCCGCCAGUGAACGAUAUCGCGUGGGAUACAAACGACGGGAGGAAACUUGCCGCGGUGUACGACGAUGGAACGUUACGUAUUUGGAAGUGCGAGCGAGCAGUGGCGCAAAAAGGCAGUAACAUUAAAAGCUACAACGCUCGAAACGAUGCAUCUUUGACCGUAACUACCCCGUGGUUUGAAGAGAAGUUUGACGAAAUAGGUAUUCAGCAAAAAAAAUCGAAGGAGCGAGGAGAAACGAAUGAGAAGAAAAAUGCCAUACGUCUCACGGCGGUCAGUUACUCCAACACGAACGCGUCGCCAAUAUUAGCCGUUGGCGAUAAUUUGGGAAGCGUUCACUUAUUCUCCGUCGCUGCCGCUCAAAACGAGGAGGAAAGACAAGAAUUAAAAACCGAGAUCGACCACGUAUUCUCCCUUCCCGAUUACCACAGUAGGUAG
Molecule: messenger RNA, 2682 nt
Organism: Bathycoccus prasinos
Lineage: Eukaryota; Viridiplantae; Chlorophyta; Mamiellophyceae; Mamiellales; Bathycoccaceae
Exons: 1
Coding region: 1-2682 (893 amino acids)
Biological process (GO): intraciliary transport
Cellular component (GO): cytoplasmic dynein complex; ciliary plasm
Molecular function (GO): dynein light chain binding; dynein heavy chain binding
Source: RefSeq, a predicted model, not a curated record